Molecule: messenger RNA, 1951 nt
Organism: Aspergillus aculeatus ATCC 16872
Lineage: Eukaryota; Fungi; Ascomycota; Eurotiomycetes; Eurotiales; Aspergillaceae
Exons: 2
Coding region: 132-1541 (469 amino acids)
Source: RefSeq, a predicted model, not a curated record
AGUUUUCCUCCCGAACCAGACUUGAAUCGAAUCGCUUAUCAUCUCUUUCGCACUUCUCGCACUUCUUGUACCUCUGUAUGUUUUGAGGCUGAGGCCUUGGGCCUUUUUCUGCGUCGCCCAAGCUUGUCAGCAUGUACAUUCCAGACGACCUCCGGCAUUUUGGCGCCCGUCAGAACGGGCCGGCCAGCGACCCAAACACGGAGAAGAGCAGCGACAAUGGCGGGGACCACACUACGAACAAGAAGAACAAUAUCUUCAUUAUUUGUGCUGCCUGUAUCAUUUUCGUCCUGUCAUUCAUCUUGAUGCUCUAUUUUGUACUGCGGACCCUUCGCCGAAUGGAAUGCCGCCCGAAAUAUAUACCCGGAAAGUUCCUUAAGGAUCGAUGGAAUCGAUGGAACGUGGGUGUCACGUAUGGACAGGUGCCGGAUGGAUCUUCGACCAACAAUUCCGGAAACGCCUCGACUGAAGCACCCCCAGAAGGAGGCUCUGAAAUGCACACCACCAAUACUGCGGUUCGACGAGAAACUUCAAUCCGGUCUAUUAUCACCCUUCCUCCAUAUUCUGCGAGUCCCAAACCAACAGAACAGGUCAUUGCUCGGGAGGGCGAACGAGAGGGUAUGGAUGUCGUGGUCGAAUUCCCUGAAACUGCCGAGGAGGAGGAAGAGCGCAGAGAAAACUUGAUGGAGUCCUUGUACCAGGUUCGCUUGCAACGAAGACAGGAGCUAGCCGAACGGGAGCAGCGGCGACAGGAGCGUCGUGAGGCUCGUGCUCAGGGAGAUCAUGCCCGCCUUGAACAGCUACGAAUGCAGAGUCGGGUGCGCGCACAGAGUCGAUCAUCUGCCAACGCUAGUAAUUCGACCCUUAGCGCGACGCUUGCAGAAAGUCAGGGUCGUGGUCGCGACAGGCGUAUUUCCAGUGUUUCAUAUGCCGAGGUAGGAUACGUCCGUCACGACGGAUCGCGUGUUCGAGCCUCGUCACCCGAUUCAGAUCGUCGACCUCUCCUCACAGAUGCUACUGGCAUGGGCUCCGAAGCUGCCGAUCGCUCCUCGGGCUCGAUUCUCACCGGCAUUCACUCUCGAGGUGAAUCAUAUUCGUCCUUCCAGUCCGGCGCCACCACCAUUUCCGAAGCCGACACUCUGACUCAGGUUCGGUCUCACGCGACUUCUACUCACUCUCUUGGGCAGCCUAUUCCAGGCCCGGAAGAUGGUGGUGACGUCGGCGCCCUCCACAUCCCGCCUCCGGAUUACGAAGACCUCGACUGGGGAGAGGCUCCUCCUUAUCAAAGUCCAAUCGCUGAACGAGGCGAACAUGCGCCUCAGCUGCGGGAAUUGACUCCCUUACCUACAAUCCAUAUCGAUGCUGCCAGCCCCAUCAGCAAUACUCCCACAACACCUACCAAUCCUUUGCGAGCAGAAGAGGUUCCGACAAGACAUGCACCCGUGGUAGAAAGUCCUGAUGUGGACCGUCCACUUGUUGAGCUAUUGAUGGAGGGUCACUCGGUCACGGAUGGCUCGCAUACUCGCCCAGCCUCAAACACAUAAAUGCCCUGUCGACCGCCCGCUGCGUGCCGAUAAAGUCUGCAUAUAUUGGAACUGCUAAACCUGAUCGUGCCUUGUGACGACUAUGACCAUUUACGACUUCUAGAUUCUUGGCAUUUAUUCUUUUAAUCUCCUUUGGGCACACUGGUUUGUCCUCAUCCUCUGCACUUUUGUUAGCCAGCACGGCGUUAAGCUUAGGUGACACCAUAUUGUUGAUUGACUUGUUUCGACACAUUGCCUUUGUACAUUUACAAUCCGGAAGGAUAGGAAGCGCUGGCCUUAAGCACCAGGGGCGCGCUUUGCAUUUCACAUUGUCUGCACAUAUUACAGGAGGGUGAUCUGGGCGGAGUCUUAUAUUAUAUUUGUUAUUUGUUUGAAUAUUCAAAACAAAUGAACGUGAUCACAAUAGCAGU